AUGGUGAAUCUGAAGUUGAAUGGAAGUCCUAUUAGUGGUGAAUUACGUGAUGCUUCGUCUGCAGACAUUCGGAAAGCUUAUCGAAAGCUUUCACUAAUUUUACACCCAGACAAGAACAAAGAUGAAAACGCAGAAACACAGUUUAGGCAAUUGGUGGCUAUCUAUGAGGUUUUAAAGGAUGAAGAAAGGAGGCAGAGGUAUGAUGAUAUUCUGAUCAAUGGACUACCAGAUUGGCGACAGCCUGUGUUCUACUACAGGCGGGUGAGAAAAAUGAGCAAUGCUGAGCUGGCAUUACUCUUGUUCAUUAUACUCACAGUGGGUCAUUAUGCUGUGGUUUGGUCAAUCUACCUGGAAAAACAGCUGGAUGAACUGCUUAGCAGAAAAAAGAGGGAGAAGAAGAAAAAAACAGGCAGCAGGAGUACAGAUGAAGCCAAACUUGUUGCUGUAGACAAAAAUGAAAGAGUACUGGACAAACCACAGUGGCAUGACUUACUUCCAUGCAAGCUGGGAAUAUGGUUCUGUCUCACUGUGAAAGCUUUACCUCAGCUAUUCCAGGAUGCCAGACAAUUAUAUGUAGAAUAUAAAGAAACAAAAAUGAAGGCGAAAGAAGAUGCCCUGGCUAAGGCUGAACUUGAAACACUUCAGA
Tauraco erythrolophus (red-crested turaco) is the source of this 646-nucleotide messenger RNA. The record is from RefSeq and is a predicted model, not a curated record. Lineage: Eukaryota; Metazoa; Chordata; Aves; Musophagiformes; Musophagidae.